Micropterus dolomieu (smallmouth bass) is the source of this 1650-nucleotide messenger RNA. It is a transcript of the gene bmal1b, whose product is annotated as aryl hydrocarbon receptor nuclear translocator-like 1b. NCBI's taxonomy places the organism in Eukaryota, Metazoa, Chordata, Actinopteri, Centrarchiformes, Centrarchidae. Gene Ontology annotation, biological process: circadian rhythm; regulation of transcription by RNA polymerase II. The record is from RefSeq and is a predicted model, not a curated record. Gene Ontology annotation, molecular function: protein dimerization activity; RNA polymerase II cis-regulatory region sequence-specific DNA binding; DNA-binding transcription factor activity, RNA polymerase II-specific. Gene Ontology annotation, cellular component: nucleus; cytoplasm; aryl hydrocarbon receptor complex. The coding region runs from base 1 to 1650 and encodes 549 amino acids. The transcript has 13 exons.
AUGGACUCUUCAUCUACAAUGAGCAGCUUCAUGUCCUCACGAUCAAACAACCUGAUCAACAGCUUCACUGGCACAACCAGCAGGAACUUCUCUCGCAAAAGGAAAGGAAGCUCCACUGUAUACCCGUAUCCAUCUUAUUUUUACAGGGACUGUGGUGACCAGCAAGGCUGCAAUAAGAAUGCCAGGAGGACUCACAGUCAGACAGAGAAGAGACGGAGGGAUAAGAUGAACCGCUUCAUAGACGAGCUGGCAUCACUAGUGCCUACAUGCAACACUAAAUCACGCAAACUGGACAAACUCUCAGUCCUGCGUAUGGCAGUCCAACACAUGAAGACAUUACGAGGUUCUGGUGGGAACUGUUACACAGAAGUUAAUCACAAACCUGCGUUCUUAUCAGAUGAGGAGCUGCAACUCUUACUACGAAGGGCAGCUGAUGGCUUUCUGUUUGCUAUUGACUGUGAUCGAGGGAAAAUAUUGUUUGUUUCUGAUUCAGUAUACAAGAUCCUAAAUUAUAGCCAGAAUGACCUGAUUGGUCAGAGCCUGUUUGAGUAUCUGCACCCUAAAGACAUUGCCAAAGUAAAGGAGCAGCUGUCCUCAGUGGUUACCAUACCACAAGAGAAAAUCAUCCAUGCAAAAAGUGGUCCUUUCCUGAAGACAGAUAUCAACCCAAGUUCUUUAAGACUUUGUUCUGGGGUGAGACGCUCAUUUUUCUGCAGGAUGAAGUGCAAUGGAAAUAUAGAAAAUGAAGAUUUUCCAUCAAGCUGCUCAAAAAAUAACGCAGAUCAUAAUGGCUUCUGCACCAUUCACAGCACUGGUUACUUAAAAGGCUGGUCCCCCACUGAGGUGGAUCUGGAUGAAAAUAAUGAGCCGGAUAAUGAUGUAUUAUGUAAUUUAAGCUGCCUGGUGGCUGUUGGUCGGUUACAUCCCCACACUGUUUCUCAGCCAGUGCAGAAUCAUGUCAAGGUCAAGCCCAUGGAGUUUGUUUCACGUCAUGCUAUCGACGGGAAGUUUCUCUUUGUAGAUCAAAGGGCCACUGCCAUUUUGUCUUAUUUACCUCAUGAGCUGCUGGGAACUUCAUUUUACGAAUACAUUCAUGAAGAUGAUAUUGCUCAUUUAGCAGAAUCUCACAGGCAAGUGCUGCAGAUGAGAGAGAAGAUCAAUACAAACUGCUACAAGUUAAAAAUAAAAGAUGGCUCAUUCAUCACACUAACAAGCCACUGGUUCAGUUUUAUGAACCCUUGGACCAAAGAGGUGGAGUACAUUGUCGCUACCAAUACUGUAGUCAUUCCUUCAGGUACAAGACCUGAGAGAACCCAUCAUCAGCCUGCUGCCCCCAAAAACACAAUGGCCACUGUACUGAUGUCAGGUGACGGUGAAGGGAGGCCGGUUCUCCAAACAGGGCCUGGAAUUCAUGGUAGCACGAGGGCGGGCGCCAGGAAGAUUGGGCGAAUGAUUGCAAAGGAACUGUUGGAGAUGCAGAGGAUGGACAUGCGUACUGUAUACCCAGAGGCCCAGAAGGUGUUCGAGGAGGCCGCUUCACCUGUGGUGUCUGUGCCUCUGGAGGUGGCAACAUCAAGUGAGGCUGAAGAAGAUGUUUUUGAAGGACUGGAGACUGCACAAGAGGUUUAUGCUGAGUACUCUGGGCUUUAG